UGGCCGGGCCGCGAGCGCGCGUGGCUUCCUGUCGCUGUCCAGUUACUCCUUGUCUAUGGCAUGGAUUCCCCAAGAUUUCCCAAGGAAACUGUCCUCAUUACUGGAGGAAGUGGCUACUUUGGUUUCCGCCUCGGCUGUGCGCUGCACCAAAAGGGAGUCCGUGUGAUUCUGUUUGACAUCUGCAACCCUGCGCAAGCCAUUCCGGAAGGGAUCAAGUUCGUCCAGGGAGACAUCCGGCGCUUCUGCGAGGUGGAGGCCGCCUUCCAGGAUGCCGAGGUGGCCUGCGUGUUCCAUGUGGCCUCCUAUGGGAUGUCCGGGCGGGAGCAGCUCAAGCCAAAGCUCAUCAAGGAGGUAAACGUGGACGGCACAGACAAUAUCAUCCAGGCCUGCCAGCAGAGAGGGGUGCCCAGGCUCGUGUACACCAGCACCUUCAACGUCAUCUUCGGAGGCCAGGUCAUCAAGAACGGGGAUGAGUCUCUGCCUUACCUGCCUCUGCACCUGUACCCAGACCACUACUCUCGGACCAAGACGAUGGCUGAGAAGAACGUGCUGGAGGCCAAUGGCUCAGCCCUGGAACAAGGCAAGGGCAUCUUAAGAACUUGUGCCCUGAGGCCAGCCGGCAUCUACGGGCCGGGGGAACAAAGGCACUUUCCCCGGAUAGUGAGCUACCUGGAGAAGGGCCUGUUCAAGUUCGUGUUUGGUGACCCUGAGAGCCUGGUUGAGUUCAUCCACGUGGACAACUUGGUACACGCUCACAUUCUGGCCGCCGCGGCUCUGAAAGCUGACAAAGGCUAUGUGGCCUCUGGGCAGCCCUACUUCGUCUCCGAUGGCAAGCCGGUGAACAACUUUGAGUUCUUCCGGCCCCUGGUUGAGGGCCUGGGCUACACGUUCCCAUCCAUCCGCCUCCCGCUGGCCCUCAUCUUUUACUUCGCUAUCCUGACAGAGUUAACCCACUUCAUUCUGGGCAGACUGUACAACUUCCAGCCCUUCCUCACUCGCACUGAGGUUUAUAAAACAGGUGUCACGCACUACUUCAGCUUAGAAAAAGCCAAGAGAGAGCUAGGCUAUGAGGCUCAGCCAUAUGAUCUGCAGGAAAUGGUAGAAUGGUUCAGAGCCCACGGCCACGGCAAGAACUCUGAGCAUGAAGGCCUGCGGUACCUUCUUUGGGAUGGGCUGCUGGUCCUCCUCUUGGUCAUGUCGCUUCUCACCUGGCUGUCUUCUGCGGGUCUGUCAGUGUGAAGGCCAACUUAGGAACAGAAAUGGAUCACACUCACUCCAGUUUAACAGCCCUAAGUAACCACUUAAGAAUAGAUUCUUCUGAGGGCAUAACAAAGCUCAUGGGAGCUUGUUGAAUAAUAGGGGAAAGACAGAGCAUUAGAAAGGGUUGCUUUGAUUAAAGGACAGCAGUAUGAAAUACGCGUGGAACGAUAAACCUCCUUGAACAAUUGAAUGGCAGAGCUAAGCACCGGUGGCUCACACCUCUAAUCCACCUACUCAGGAGGCUGAGAUCUGAGGAUCUGUACAAUUUGAAGCCUGCCUGGGCAGAUAAUUCUCAAGACUCUUAUGUCAAAGUAGUCAGCAAAAAGCUGGAAGUAGAAGCAUAGCUCAAGUGGUAGAGGGCAAAAGUGUGAGGCCCUGAGUUCAUGCCCCAAAACUGGUGCUCACAUGCGUGUACGUGCACACAUGCGCACACACACACACACGACAGGAAUAAUAUACAUGCUAUUUAGAGAUGGUUCCUAGUGGGAGAAUAAAGUGGGUGAGGUGCUUUAUAUACAUACCUUAAAACAGCAAUGAAACCUGCUGAAAUGGUUUAAAGAAGGAGGGCAGAUUAGUAAGAAUAAAAAAUGUCACUCGCAGGGAAAUGAAUGGAAUUAGAACCAAUUGUGUUAAGUGAGGUAAGCCAAGAUCAGAGACAAACGGCCCAUAUUCUCCCUGAUAUACGACAGUCAGAUCCAAAACACGCUGAGAUAUCACAAGUUACAGAGGAUUCUAGAAGCUUACAUACAGUGAGACCAGAAGAGGAUAGUCUUAGGAGAGAAUCACAAAGGUGCGAUACCCAGGCGCCCUUCAUAUGUGUAGAAAAUAAUACACAUACCGAAACAAAUUCCAAGAUAUGGACACAAAGGACUUUUAGUUUUUUUUUUCCUGAUGAUUCUGUAUUCUUUACCUUCUAUACAGUGUAUACACGUGCAUAUCUGUGGGAGGGUAGGGAGAGGACAACGAAUCUGAGGGAAAAGGGGUGCAAAGUUCCGCAGUGGGGUACGCUGGACACGGGCGGAAGCUAUGCCACUCACGGGUGGAGAUGGGAGGGGGAGCAGGAGAGAAUGAGGCGCAGGUGACACCCUGCGAAAGACAUGCACUUGUUACCUGACGUGCAAAUGGAAGCCUGCUGUGUGUCACCUUUAAAACAACAAUGAAGCAGAUUGGGAAGAGGAAAUAAAGAUGGCAGAUGAGGGAGAGGGAUGGGGAUGCGUUUGACUGAUGCGUGUCUGGAAACAGGUUGCA
Molecule: messenger RNA, 2508 nt
Organism: Dipodomys spectabilis (banner-tailed kangaroo rat)
Lineage: Eukaryota; Metazoa; Chordata; Mammalia; Rodentia; Heteromyidae
Gene: Sdr42e1
Product: short chain dehydrogenase/reductase family 42E, member 1
Exons: 3
Coding region: 61-1239 (392 amino acids)
Biological process (GO): steroid biosynthetic process
Molecular function (GO): 3-beta-hydroxy-Delta5-steroid dehydrogenase (NAD+) activity
Source: RefSeq, a predicted model, not a curated record